This is a messenger RNA of Penicillium angulare, 3846 nucleotides long. Its product is annotated as non-ribosomal peptide synthetase. NCBI's taxonomy places the organism in Eukaryota, Fungi, Ascomycota, Eurotiomycetes, Eurotiales, Aspergillaceae. The record is from RefSeq and is a predicted model, not a curated record. The coding region runs from base 1 to 3846 and encodes 1281 amino acids. The transcript has a single exon.
AUGCCCAUUAUCGACACUACCCAAGAUCUCCCCGCUCUGUUUAAGAAGCAAGUACAGAGUACCCCCGAUGCGAUUGCUCUGGAAGAUGGUUCCGCUAUAUACACAUACACAGAGCUAGACCAUGAAGUGGAAAAGCUAGCAACUCAACUCCGCCGGUACGGUGUCAGUCGCGAUUCACUAGUUGGAGUGUUACUUCCCCGUGGUGCCCACUACGUGAUUGCCUGUUUAGCUGCGCUUCGUGCUGGUGGUGCAUUUUUGGUUCUGGAGUUGGCAUACCCCGCGGGUCUGUUGGCUGAUGUUAUCGAGGAUGCCAACCCCGCCGUGGUAAUUACCCACCAAGUGGAGGCGCCCCGUGUCAAAGCUCAAUGCCCGGUGAUCGCAUUAGACCAACCAACAGCCGAAGUAAAUGGAGACGCAAAAGUGUCAGCACCACUACCUACCAGCGAUGAUUUGGAUCGUCUGGCAUUUGUCUCAUAUUCUUCCGGCACCACAGGAAAACCCAAGGGAAUCGCAAACCCACACAGAGCACCCGUGCUUUCUUAUAACCUGAGAUUUGGAAUUCAGGAUCUACAGCCCGGAGACCGAGUAGCGUGCAAUGUGUUUUUCAUUUGGGAAAUUCUUCGCCCACUACUGCGGGGUGCGACUGUUGUCACUGUCCCCGAUGAUGUUAGCUAUGACCCUGCCGCAUUGGUCGAUCUUCUUGCUUCUAAACGAAUUACCGAAACUCUUAUGACCCCCACCCUAUUGGCUACCGUUCUCUCCCGAUAUUCCUCCGGUCGGCUCAUUGCCCGUCUUCCCGAUCUACGAACACUAUGGUUAAACGGCGAGGUAGUAACCACGGAUCUUGCCCGCCGAACAAUCAGCGCUCUACCGAAAACAAGAUUGCUCAACUGCUAUAGCGCAUGCGAAACACACGAAAUCGCCUGCGGGGAUAUCCGGGAGAUGAUCGAUGAUUCUAUCUACUGCCCCGUCGGACCUCCUCUCGAUCCAAAGCACAUCUAUAUCUUGAAUGAAAAUGGUGACGAGGUGGAGUCAGGUACCGCGGGCGAGUUGUUUAUCGGUGGAGAUCUUCUUGCUCGUGAAUAUCUGAACCUCCCAGAGACAACGGCUAAGGCUUUCACUCCAAAUAAAUUCGUUUCUGCACCGGGCGCUCGGAUGUAUAGAACUGGUGAUCUGGCCCGGAGGCUCCCAUCGGGCCUAUUAGAGAUUACCGGUCGAGUGGGUGCGAUGAUCAAGCUUCGUGGAUACUCAGUUGUUCCUGCCAAGGUCGAGAGCGACAUUUGUCAGUAUCUGGCUGUCAGCCACUGUGCUGUUGUUGCCCAUGGAGAUGGUCUGGAGCGACAGCUAGUAGCCUAUGUUGUGGCUGAUAGCGAAGCUGGAGAUCGUCCAGUCCUGGAAAUCAAUGAUUCAGGACACAGCCCUGCAGCUCGUCGGGUCUUAGAGCCAUACCUUGCUCAUUACAUGAUCCCAGCCUUAUGGGUUGCCUUGAAAGAGCUGCCUACGAAUGAAGUCUCCGGCAAGGUUGAUCUUAAGAGCCUUCCAUCUCCUCGCAGCUCAAGUCCAGUCAGUAGCGAGCAGUCGGUGGACAAGGAUCCCAUCAGCAUUAAUGAUAUUGCUACCAUUUGGGCCAACGUUCUCAAGACCUCGAAAUCUCUCCUCAAGCCCGAGGAUAAUUUCUUCGACCUGGGUGGUCACUCGCUGUCACUCGCUGACCUGGCAUCCAGGUUCUCUAGACACUUUGGCUUCCGUGUGAAGAUCCCAAGUCUUGCCGAGAACACUACGCUGGCUGGUCAUUUGAACACCGUUCGCGCCACUCGAGAUGGUCACACUGCUGCUAUUCAAGCCGAUCUCCCCGCUAUUCUAUGUGCAGAUUCGACAUUAGAUGAGGAUAUCAAGCCUGCAGCGGAUACCAAGUUCACUUCCAUCGCCUCGGCUGAUACCGUGCUUUUGACUGGUGUGACUGGUUUCCUGGGCGCUUUCUUGCUAAAUGACCUCCUUGAAAACACUUCAGCCAAUAUAAUUUGCUUAGUACGAUUCAGCGACCCAGAGGAUGAUGACCAGGCUGGUGGUGUUGCUCGUAUUCGCCGCAAUCUCCUUGACCUGGGGCUAUGGCGUGACACCAUCAUGGAACGCGUGGAAGUUCUUCCUGGAAACCUGUCCAGAGCGCGUUUCGGUUUAUCGCUCGAACAAUUCGACGAUCUUGCCUCUCGAAUCCAGGUCAUCGUCCAUGCUGCGGCCACUGUCAAUCUUGUCUACCCCUAUGCUGCCCUUCGCUCAGCCAAUGUUGGCGGUACCCGAGAGGUUCUCCGUUUAGCUUCCAAGGGAGGCGCAACAGUUCAAUACGUUUCGACAAACGGUGUCUUACCUCCCUCCCCUACUGGAGGCCGUGGCUGGUCUGAGGAUACUAUGCUCAGUAUCGAUGAGGUUCCAACUAAAUUACUAGACGGUUAUGGACAGACAAAAUGGGUUGCUGAGCAGCUUGCAUUAAAGGCCCGGCAGCGUGGAAUCCCACUGAGGAUUCAUCGUUGCGGUACCAUCAGCGGACACAGUAUCACUGGCUCGGCCAAUGCGUGGGAUUUACUCACCGCGUUGAUGGUUGAGUCUGUUAGAAUUGGCUACGCCCCAGAUGUGGAAGGCUGGCGAGCAGAGAUGACCCCAGUUGACUUUGUCAGUCAAUCAAUCGUUCAUCUCGCCACACAAACAGAACCCGAACAGACUGUCUACCACCUCGGUGACCCAGAUCCCAUCAACACCAAAUCUGUCUUUGAGAAUCUGAAAGACCUCGGCUAUCCAACUGAAUUCCUCCCAUGGGACGAGUGGGUUGCCCUGUGGACCGAAAAGCGAGGCUCAGCAAAGGGAGGAGACGGUUCAUUUACCGUUGACAUUCUCCGCAGUGGUAUGCCCACAGUGGAAUUCCUUCGCGGUAUCGUUGUCCUCGAUAACGCCGUGACUCGACCUUUCCGCCUAGUUGUCGAGAGACCCAAGGUUGACGCCCUUCUCCUUGAGACAUAUGCUCGCCAUUGGUUUGCCCGUGGUUGGCUUCCUCGACCCCCAUCUCGCAAGCAUGCCCUCGGCCGCUCAGCAGUAUCCAAGCCAAUCUCCCGUGGCCCUCUCAGUGGACAAGUCGCUGUCGUUACAGGAGCCUCAUCGGGAAUCGGAGCCGCUGUCGCCAAUGCUCUCGCCAAACAAGGCUGUGCCGUUGCCCUCGGUGCCAGACGACUAGACGCACUCGAGUCAGUCCAACGCAGCGUUGAAUCCCACGGCGUGAAAUGCAUUAUCCGCUCAACCGACGUCACAAACAGAGAUCAAACCGUUGAACUCUUCCAAGCAGCCAAUGAUGAGCUCGGUCCAGUCGACAUCCUCGUCGCCUGCGCCGGAGUCAUGUACUUCACAAUGAUGGCCAACACCCAAACAGACGAAUGGGAACGCACCGUCGACGUAAACUGCAAGGGUCUCCUCAAUUCCCUCUCCUCCAGUGUUCCCGGCAUGCUUUCCCGUGGUCGCGGGCACAUCGUCGCCAUCUCAUCCGAUGCUGGUCGUAAAGUCUUCCCCGGUCUGGGCGUCUACUCAGCCAGUAAAUUCUUCGUCGAAGCUACACUCCAAGCUCUUCGUCUUGAGACAGCCGGUGCUGGAUUAAGAGUAACCAGCAUUCAGCCUGGUAACACAUCUACGCCGUUAUUGAACAUGUCCACGGAUACCGAGGCAGUGAAGAAGUAUGGCGAACCAUCUGGUGCGAAGAUCUUGGAUCCGUCUGAUGUGGCGAACUCAAUUGUGCAUGCUCUUUGUCAACCGGAGUAUGUAUCUGUGAAUGAGAUCCUUGUGGAGCCUAGGGAUGAGCCUAUUUAA